Molecule: messenger RNA, 10999 nt
Organism: Porites evermanni
Lineage: Eukaryota; Metazoa; Cnidaria; Anthozoa; Scleractinia; Poritidae
Source: the annotation of a GenBank genome assembly
GUUCCGAAAGAGGUCAUAGCACGAGGUCCAAGAGCAAAGCUUGCUUAUGAAAAUGCUUUAAAAACUGGAAAAGUAAAGGUUUACCGAGCACGAAUCAUGCUGUUAGGUCAAGAUCGUGCAGGGAAGACAAGUUUGAAAAAGUCCUUCUUAGGUCUGCCUUUUGACCCUGGGGAAGAAAGUACUGACGGAAUUGAAGUUGAUCCCUCGAAAUUCGAAGUGGACAUCGAUCAAGUGAAGAACUGGAAACGCACCGAUGAAAAGCUAGGAGUGCCUCAAUUUGCUUCGGAUCUUGCAAAGAUGGUAGCUAUGGAACUCCAAGAAAUUAACGACGAAGCUGAAGAAGGAGGAAAUGUAGCAAAAAAUGACGAAGAAAAUGAAUUGGAAGAAAUGCUGAGAGAUGUAAGUCUAUUUGAGGUAAGCCCAUGAAGAAAAAAACAGGUCAGGGUCCCGCGGAAUUCGUGGAGGCCAUAAAACCGUGUGGGCGCAACUUACAAUCUCAAAUGGCACGCCCGUUGCACUUUAAAAACGAAAUCGGUUUUGAAAACAGAACAGUUCCGACGACAAAUCUGAGCAGCGGUUACAUAAAAAGAAAGCGUCGGGGGUCGGUAGAGUUCUCUCUCAUUCCUUUCUUUUUUCUUUUGUCAUGAGAGGCCUCUGCUAGCUGGGAAGUGUAAGAUUUUGGGCCCAAGUAGCUCUUUCUAAAUUGUUUAGUUUAAGGUCGCGGGUCUCAUUGUUAUGCAUUUAUUUAAAGCGUAUGCACGAAGUACAACGACUGAUAUCGACUUUUUUUACGAGAUAUUCAUAAAUAGAUAAAAGAUAAGCGCAUAAUUUAAAGCCUUCACGUGCACGUGUGGCAAGGAUACUACGAACCAAAUGUUUAAAGCUAUUUCGAGACAGGUUGUCGGAAAAAUGUGCACGCGACAAUCCCGAAAGGUAAUAUGGGAUAUGAUCAACACGCUGUUCCUGACAAUGUAGCUGUCGAAACUCUAUUGCUGCUUUCCUUUAGCACUCGCAAACAUACGUCCAUGGCCUCUCGUGCCAUUCUUUUAAAUUUCUUUGAAGAACAGUGAACUCAAAACCAUCCACAAUACCUUUCGGGAUUGUUGCGUGCACUUUUGCCGACAACCUUUCUCGAAAUAGCUGUAUAUUCAAAAGUAACAAACGGGCUCUGAAUGGUAGUUAACCUUGUUUCAGUGAUUUUUAAAUCAAUAAAACUAAGGAACUCUUUCGAAAUUUCAACCAAAUUCAAUACCAAAAUAAAUUCUUUAUACUUUUUUUUUCGCCUCAGAAGUCGUUGAAAACAUUGCAGCUUAUUAUAAACAAAAUUAAAGCUUGGAACUCGUGCUUUAGGCGGGACACAUUCGGUAGUAUCAAAAUUUGACUUUCCGACAAUUUUGUGUCCAAGAAUUCAACACAGAUACAAGGGGUAAACUUGGGGUAAACUCAGGUACAAGAUACAAGGGGUAAACUUGGUAGACUACAGUGUGUCAUGUAUAAAGCGGAAUUCUAAACGAGCGCUCUAAUAAAAAGAUAUAAGGCGUUAAUUUCAGGGAUGACAGUUUUUGCUUAUUUUUUUGUGGCCUAGAAAUCACCCAGGCAAGUGAUUUUUAACCUACUUUUUAAUACGUUCGGUGUGAUUUACUUCUGUAUUUUUUUUCUUGAGACUUUCCAAAACGUAAAUUGGCGGAAAAGUGUUUAGAUCUGGUGCCCUCUACGAUUACGGCUGCAUGGCUUUCUCUUCCGCAUAAGCUCCCGCUGGUUAUUACCAAGAGAGAAUAGAUCUUAGCUCAUUCUCUCUUAGUAUUACAUUAAAAAUAACAACAAUUAAAAAAAACCUCUAUACGAAACAAAGAGGCCUCUGCGGAGAAGAGAGGCUGCAUGAGGAGAGGUUGAUGCCGAAGUUUUUUUUUAACUGGAAAAAUUUUCGGGUGUUUUGCAUAGGUGGUCGCCUAUGGAGGACGAUCGCAUAGAGAUUUUUUGCUGUAUGUUUUUGAAGCAGUAGCAUUUUAACCUCGUAAAAUCGUUUUAGGGUACAUUUGGUAAAGCCGUUGAAAAGGAGGCAGAUACAGCCGUCCCAGCUGACGUAAAAAUCGACCCCAGUUUGCCUCCAGCGGAAUUUACAGAUCAUCUUGUUCAACUUUUGGGAAGCUUGAACCUUGAAAGUGAUACAGCAACAGUGGAACAUCAUAUGACCCUUGAUUUGUGGGACUUUGCUGGUCAACAUCUUUACUAUGCAUCUUACCCAGUUUUUUUAUCCACUCGAGCAGUUUAUAUGCUUGUGUACGAUCUCAGCAAAGGAUCAAAGGAAACCGCUCAGCCUUGUUUCAAACAAGGAAUUCGGAAAAUUCUUCUCAGUAAUCCAAAUAAGGAAACAAAUUUAGAAAACUUGUUGUCGUGGCUGGUCUCUUUAAACACUAUGUGCUCGCUAAAACCGGAAGUGAAUGACAAGAAAACCAAAGUGGAGAACCUGCCUUACUGUCGCCCUCCAGUAAUCAUCGUAGGAACACAUGCAGAUAAGCCAUAUCAAGACAUCAAGGAGGUUGAAUUGCAGAUUCAGCAGGAACUUUCUGGAAAGGAUUACGAACGUCACGUGAUUCGUCCUUUCUUCUCUGUCGAUAAUACUCAAGGUUCAGCUGAUCAGGGAGUUGCCGCACUUCAGAAAAGAAUGAUUGAAGUUUUGAAGCAAGAACCAUACAUGGGAGAAGAGGUACCAAUUCGGUAAGUUAUUUAGUUAAGAAAAACACUUUCACCCUAUUUUAAUGUUUGUCUCAUGAUGUAGGCACCUCGACGUUAUGACUGUUUACUGCUUGUCUGCUUCAGGUGAUAAGGUCGAAUGAUUAGCCAGUACUUUUUCUGCCACAAUGUUCUUUUCUAUUUAAGUAAAGUCCUGUUGGCGGAUUUGCCAUCCUCAUUUGGUGUUUCCUUACCGUGAACAUCCACGCAUCCACUAUCCCUGUUGAAGUUAUUAGGGUGAAGCCUUAUAAUGUAGAUAGUUUCAGAGUUUCCAUUGCCCUACGGGAGUACAAUACCAGCGAGUCUCUAUAGAUCAUCUUUACCUUGUUCCAAAGCAGUCGAUCCGGCUUAACAAGGCGGCGCGAACCGAACGAUUUCCCGUGAGUGCGGCAAAAUUUUCAUCGGGGAAAAAGGGAAAUCUUUGCAGGAGAAAGUAGAUGCUCACCGAACCGGCUGUUUUCCCCUUUACAACGAUAUAAAAUUUAUUGCCCCUGCAGGGAUAUCGCCCAGAAGGCCAAAUCCGAGGAGGCACUCUAGUAGCUUGCGCGUAUAUUAAGGAAAGUACUUACAGUUGAAAUAUACAGUCCGUAUGCCAGAAAAAACCUCGAUUUGCUUAAACAGGGGCCGCGAGGAAUCGCUGGGUAAUGAUGACGUUUUCUAUUGUUCGCGCCCCCAAGUAAGAUAUGGUUAGGAUGACGUAAAACAGAAAAUCCCGAAGUGACGCUAUAAUUGGUAAAUUUUGUGUCAUUUAUUGUACGGUCAUACUUCGAUAAUCUUUUGCGUUACGCGUUAUCGGUGAUCUGACAUUCUGGGAGCAGCUGUUUUGAAAGUUAUGGACCAAAAGACGCUCGUUAAGAGCAGAUGAAGUUAUAAGGUGCGUAUAAUUGUGUAUAUACAAACACUUGAAGAUUUUGCCAGACACGAGUUCACAAAUCUUUCAUUGGAAACAAUUUGCCAGACAAUCUUUCUCUCUCUUUGGGGAAUAACACUCAGUCCACAAACAAACAAGACGAACAAAUCAACUGCUAGCUUAUUACGAGCAGAGCGAUGGGCGAUUACAGAAAUUCGCUGCCAAUUAAAUUGUGUCGACUUAUUUCAAUCCCUGCUUACAGAUGUCCUUCUAUAAAGUUUAAAUGAAGACAGUGCAUGGAACCUUGCGUUUUCCUGUUUUUAUCUCACCUAUUGUAUGGAAUAUUUGUGAAAUAUCCUUUAUGAAUCGUUAUAUUUGAAAGAGCAACAACGCAGAAGAUACUAUUGACUGAUAAUAUACAGAGCGGGGGCAGCUGUAGUGUCACCCAUUACAAGUUAGUUUGGAGUAUUGAACCUGGGCCUUUCAACACUAACUUGAUUUAUGAUAGGGUAGUGCCGCUUAGCUUAAAAUAUACAACAUCAUGAAUGUAAAAAUUGGUCAUUAUCUAUUAAUUUAUCGUGUACAGAUGCAGCCAAAUGUCCCUCAAAAUGAUAUAAUUAAACUCUUUAAAAUAUUUUUCGGUUUUUCUGUUAAACUGUAAAAUUUUUCAUGCAUCUGCUACUUGGAAGGAACUAAUUCGAAAAUCACUAUGUUUGCUCAUUUUCAGGAAUAUCACAGAAAUCGUGAAAAGAAAUUAAGAGUUUAUAAUUUAUGCUUUUAGGGGACGCUGUCACAAAAUUACAAACGUUUGUAUGGAUCUUUAACCAUGUUUCAAGAGUCAUAACUUGAUCCCUGUUCAACCUUAGAGCACCAAACUUGGUCAAAUAACCAAUAUCAACAUGACCUUUUAUAUGGCUGGUGUCAGUUUAUCGAUUAUUUUAAAUUUGAAACUAGCCCCAGUUCCCUACGCAACUCCGAAAUGGCCAAUACUGCAAAUGUUACCUAGAUUGUACACAUAUAUUGAAGAUCAUACGCGGCUCCUCGUGGUCGAAACUAUUGCACACAAUUUCUUAAAAUAAUUAUAGUGUCAUGAUUUCACUAGUAAUUCCUCGUUUAAAAUCCAUAGCGUUGCACAUGCAGCGAACAUUAGAUCUUUUUAAAAAAGCUUGUGGUUAAAGACAAAACUCUUUACCUUUAAUGACCAGCGAUUGCACGGUGCCGCAUUAUCGAAUUUGCACCGAAAGAGGAUCAGGCUCCUAUGUUAACUGGUUGAAGUCGUCCAUUUGCUUGGAUUUUUUACUUUAGUGUUAGAGAUCCGUCAUUGUUCAGUUAUGCUUUAACUUCCCCUUUAAGAUCUUGUUAUUUUAUUUGGCUUUCAGAUGGUUUAACUUCGAGAAGGUUGUCAAAGCUUUAAUUGCUAAGAAAGUGUAUUAUUUAAACCUCGAACAACUUCAAGAUAUUAUCCAGAAAGUUUGCUUCAUUGAAGACGAGGAUGAAGUUGCCACCAUGUUAGAUUUUUAUCAUGACCUUGGCAUGAUUGUCAGGCACCGCAACACAGUUGUGCUUCGAGCUCAAUGGCUCAUUGAGGUCUUCAGACAACUCAUAACCAUUCGUUCUUUUAACGAAAUGGUAAGUGAAACAUAUUCAAGUCCACAUUUACAGUCUUGUGGAGGAUAAUGACUACAAGCCCCUCCACAGAAAACAACAUCCCACACCGUCAUCAUCAUCAUCAUCAUCAUCAUCAUCAUCAUCAUCAUCAUCAUCAUCAUCAUAAUAAUAAUAAUAACUAUAACAAAAUUGUCAAAUCUGAUUGGCUAUCAACUGCCCUGAUUUCAGCCUUAAUUGGACAGUUUAAUAGGACAGUACGCGUCAUGCCUAAGUAAUUGGACAGUACGCGCCAUCACGCGCGCGCUUAAAUGGCUUUUUUUCUCUGCUAGCAAAACAAACUUUCGAAUUUCUUGUAUUUUGAUUUCAAAAUAGCCUAUUAUAUCACAAAUUUUGUUAAAGUUAUGAUUAAUUGGUAACAGAAUUUCGUGUCGUCCAAUUCGGUCUGUAAUCAUACUCGUGAUUAAACAAAUCGGACUCCCGCUACGCGUUCGUCCGAUUUUGUUAAUCACUCGUAUGAUUACAGACCGAAUUGGACUCCACUCAGUCCUGUUACCAUUACUAAUAAUAAUAAUAAUAAUAAUAAUAAUAAUAAUAAUAAUUAGUAUAAUAAUAAAAUCUUUAUUACAAAACCUCAAUUAAAUUCCUAUUUACAAUCAACCUGCUGUUACAAAAAAUCUAAUUAAUUCAUCAAAACACUAUUCAUUUACCAAUUCUAAAAAAUAGAAGUAACUUAACCUUACAUAAAAGCAGAGGAAAUAGAUAUGAUUAAUAAUAAAAGUUCAAAAUUCUAUGAAAUAAAGAAUUCCAUUAUGCAGAGAUAUUAAGAUCGUACAAUCGGAUUAUACUAAUGACGGCUAAACCAGUGCCCAUAAAAAGCCCUAAGUAUAAAAGCAUAUAGACACGUAUUUCAGAUAUCCGCACUGGCGACAUUUAUUUUACAGUCUAAUGAUUGCUCUAUCUUGCUACGAAACGGCGUUCGCGAACCUCUGACGCAUGCAUGUACCGAUCUUAAGAGUUCAAACGAGAUCUGUGUCCUGAGCCAAGUGAUUACAACAUGAUAAGGCUCGGUGUCUUUCUGAGCUAUCUUGUCUGCGAGAUGCUUUAAGAACCGCUGACACUCGUUUCCCAUUCCGCCAUUGGUUCCAAACACUAAAGGCGUAAACGAACCCAUUUCUACAUCUAACACCCGCUGCUGGUACUUGCGCUUCUUCUCUUCUUCUUGCUCUUUGAACACUUCCGAUGUUGGCUUGCUCUGGUAACACUUGGAGUUGACGUGCGUAACUCUAACAUCAAAAAAUGCCGUAACUCCUCUUGCCCAGAAACCUCCCGCUUUGAUGUCCAACCUUGCCUCAGAACUUGUAACAGCGCUCCUCAAAUGAAAUCGCUCGUUGUCCAGGGGUUGAAGGCGUGGUUCGAUUUCGACAUUAUUGCAGAUCUUGUCGAUGAAUGUCGUUAACAAGUUCCGUACACCAUCAUGUCUCUGCGCUACAAACCCCCCCUUUUUACAAGAGAGGGCGUGACUAACGGUGAAUUUAUCCCCACAUAUGCAAUGACUUGGUAAAUCGACUAAGGGUAAGUCAUAACGCAAGCGUAGCGAGUCUCUGAACUCUUGCUUGUUGAGGGCUAAACCUUUGUCUGCGAGAGGCAUCGCAUUCAGCCAAGAACUUGCGCCCUUGUCCCUCGAUUGAUUAACCAGACGCAGCAGGCCUGGGGAGAGGCUUGAAUCAAUGCUAUCCAUUUUCUCUUUGGCACUUGCUCUCUUAAGUGAUUGUUGAUGCCUCUUUAGCUCCUCCGUAGAUCUUUCUCCUGGCACCAUGAUGGAACUCUGUGAUGUAAUAGAAUCUACGUGGGCGGUGGUUAUUAGUCUCGAGGCAGCAAACUGCUGCGGUGCCUCGGAUUUCAGAUCAGGAAUGCCUAGACCCCCUUGACCCGUUGCUAAGGUAGCAAGUCUGCGCACCUCGUUAGGGAGAGGCUCUGAUUGACCGAACAAAGUAGGGAGUAGUAAAUCUUCAAUCACUUCCUGGAUUGGAUCGACAUAAUCUUCAAACGAUUCAAUCGUGCGCAUGAAGUAGGUGAACUUCGACUUGUAGCCUUUUGUGAAAGCAAUAUACGCCGCAUGGGGCUGGCUCUUCGCUAUUUCAGAGAGACGUUCGAUUUCCUCUUUCCAUGCACGAACCUUCUCCUCACAAUACUGAUCUUUGUAUUCUUGCGACGCAAUAACUGCUCCCAGAUGGCGCUGACCUUCAGUCGUUAUGUUGACUUCCUCUCCAAACACCCUCUUUGCUUCCUCCGCUAGUUCCCUAGACUUCACAAUAAGCCAGCUCUUUGUCCCAUUCACAAGGUAACCAAACUUUUGUCCUUCCUUACUCAAUUGCCUGUACCAGUUGUAUAAGUGCACUAUACUCCCUCCUCCAGCUGAGUCGUCUGCAAGCCACACCUGUUUAACCAAUGGGCAAUGAUCCCUCAAAUUCUGUAUCAUUAUGGAUGUAUUAAGUGCAUACCAUGGCAUCGCUAGCGGAUCUCCUUGUGUGGUGCCUUCUCGAGAAAGUAUUUCACCUCCCCCACAAAUAAACAGUCUAGAUGGGCUUCUAUAUGUGUUAAUCACAUAGAGCGCCAUUUCUUUGCACAUGAUCUGGAUAUUGUGUAAGGCCGCUGACCUAUUCAUUUGGUUAAAAGCGUUACUAGCAUCAAUUAGCAAUAUUCCAUCUGUUCCUUCUUCAACAAACACUUGACUCAUUGCAUGGAUCGCAGCCUCCGCUCCUGCGUUAUGACCAGCGCAAACUUGUAGGGGACCCGCCGCUUCUUUUAUUUCCUCCUUUAAGAAACCGCUGACCGUUUUCCCCACUAUUCUCCUCAGUACCUCUCCAACACCAAUUGGUCUGAUUCCCGGGUUCUUAUCCAGCGGGAUAAGCCUGCAGGACGUGAAAGCUUCAAGUAAGGAUGGGUGGUACGAUUUCCUUAGCAGAUUUCUUGUGAACACGGCUAGCUCUUCUCUCAAUAUUUUGCCCUCGGUCUUGAAAUUCUUAGAGCACAGGAUUCUCUUAUACAGCUCUGCGUCCAUUCCAGAUGGUCCGGCUGAGCCCUUGGUUUUACUUGCCGAGUUGUAGAUCGAUUCUUCGUCUAUGAGGUCAUAAACAUUUGGCGGAAUAUAAUCAAUUGGGCCAUGUAACAAACUCUCCUCUGCGAUAUCAGCUGCCUGUGGGUGCUUGUCCUGUAGCCCUUGCAGGACAUCUGGCGAUAGGUCGAGCAGACCGGACGCGCUCUCGUUAUCUAGGAGUUUCAUUGCAGCUGUCAAUUUUCCUUGCAGAACCAGCUUUGAGAAGGCUUUGGAUAUGUCUUUAACCUUUCUAGGUUUCUUGGAAUUCACAAAUUUCCCUUGAAAGAACCUCACUUCUUUAAGCAGCAAAUCAAUGUCCCCUUGUUUCCAGAGUGCUAAUCGACGCUCUAUUGCUUCAACAUGCUCCUUGCUUUUGGAAGUAGCGGAUGGUUUUUGCAAAAUCAAAGUUGGGAGCACCAUGAAUGCUUUAAGAGCGACCGAGUUCAAGUCAGAGUCAGAAUUAAAUUGCUUAACCCAGAAGGUUAAUUCUUCAAUGAAACUCUUCCCUGCGCGACCCGAUGACUUUAUUAUGACUUUAUUAUGACUAAUAAUAAUGGAAUUUAUAUAGCACUUUUACAUCGCUGUUCUAGGCGCUUUACAAUGUAAAAAAGGACAUAAGAAUAUCAUUGAUCACGAGCUUACAUAUAACACUACUGUACAUAUUGGGAAAUUUAUAGCAUGCACAUCUUAAAAAGGAAAGAAGACAAAAACGAAUAUGAUGAAACUAAAUGUCAUAUACCUUUUUAAAAAGAAACGAUUUCAACUUAGAUUUAAAAAGAUUAACAACAGAACAAGCUCGAAUUUCAAAGGGGAGCUUGUUCCAUAGUCGGGAGGCAGCAACGGAAAACGCUCGCUGCCCAUAAGUUUUCAUGUUAAAAUUUGGUUCUUCAAGGCGUAAAUGAUCCCUUGAUGACCGUAAUGUCCUUGAUUGAUGGUAAAAUUUUAAAAUAUCUUCAAGAUAACGGGGACCGGAGACAUUCAAUGUUUUAAAAGUCAUAAAUUCCCUGCAUUGCCAUAGCCGCAGAAAAACCGCGGCGCAUUCAUUUACCUAGAUGAUGAUUAUAGACUUUUGAUUAUCUUAAACCCAAAAGACCAACUUGGCAUGGCAGAUGCCCCCCGAAAGGAUCCAGAGCUUUUAGCUUACAAAUUUUCUAGAGUUAAAGGCAAUGAUUAACUUCAUUAGAGUCAUUUUAGUGUCGUUUUUUGUUGACAUAUGUAGUCUUAAAACUGGCUAAAUAUUAGUGAACCCUAGUCACAACAAUUAAAUGUGUGCAACGAGCAAAGCGGCAGACAACCCAACCUUUACUUUAAUUCAUGUGAUUUCAGAACCUGACAUACGAGUUGGAGCUUACCCUAACGUCAGACGUCUUAUUUAUGAUGUCAACGUCAUUAAUGUGUUCCACCGAAAAAAGUGUAUUUAAUUAUUUCACGAACAACGAAAAAACAACAAACAAAGGAAAAAAAACCGUACGAUAUCCCUUUGCCGGCCUGCCUCUUGCACAUUUAAAAUCUAAAUGGUAUCUGGUAAAAGGAUAACCAGUAUUUGUCGUUAUCUGCUGAAACUCAAUAUAUUAUGUACUAACGUACCAGAUGUAUUAAUAAAUGUAUGGCCCUGAGCUUUACAUUGUCUCUCCAACUAUUACGGGACUUGUACUCCAAGUAUUCGAAGUGCUCGAAGUUCGAGCCCCCCCCUCUUUGGGAACUUACUUCAACACCAAAUCCAUACUUGUUUUAAUGCUGGGUUAUUUCGCCCCAUGCAGUACAUCUAAAUACUCUAUUUCUGCCUUUGUAGUAGCACCCAAGAAAAAGAUAACAACGCUUAGGUCGUUAAUAAGUGUGACGUUUUGUUGAUCCUUGAUUCCCUGAAGAAUUGCCUUCUUCGGUUUUGUCAGGAACCGAGACAUUCCCAGUUAUGGAAAGAAAUGGAGACGACAGGUGCCCUACACAUGGAGCUAGUUGAUCACGUGUUCUCUAAGUGUUGUCAGCAGCAAGGCCUGAUCAAGGAGGAUAUCCUGAACAUGAUGGAGCAGUUUGGAUUGAUCGUCAAGUUUAUAACGUCGCCGACAAAUGAAAUGUACUUUGUACCCUGUCAACUGAAGACACCACCUGAAUUCCUUUGUGAAAUGGAACUAUCACCUUCAGAUCCAUGUUCACUAUACCUUCAUUUUAAAUGGGGUUUUGUCCCUCACGGUCUUUUUUGCCAGCUCGUGUCACGGUGUGCUGGAUGGUAUUCUGAGAGUGGUUUCAAGGAAACACCAGAUUUUUUCGAUGGGGCCGCCCGGUUUUUCAUAGGGAAGAAUUCCUUUCACCAGUUCAUUCUUUUAUGCAGGAAAAGAUUUAUCAAGAUCAUCUUGACGCAACCAAAGGGAAGUCAUCGUGAAAGAAACCGAGCAUCGUUCGCUGAAACAAACAAGGUGGCUCUUCUUGUUCGAAAGUUUUUGGAAGAGACAUUGCAGACCCUAAUACGCGAGCUGUCGUGGUUGAGAAACCUGAAGUGUGACUGGUGCGUCGCAUGUCCUGGUUGUCUGCGACAUAAGCAGGUUUGUUCUAUCCACGAACAGAAGUGGUGUACUCACGAGGACUGUCUGUGCCUUCUGAAAGUAGAGGGGGGGAUACCAAGGCACUGUCCAAAAAGACUUGAGAUGCCGACGCUGCCUGGACUGGAAAAAUGGUUCUCACUAGAAGGUAAUAACAUUUCUGUGGGGGUGGAU